Messenger RNA from Scatophagus argus, 5021 nucleotides. RefSeq names its product ring finger protein 130 (gene rnf130). The transcript has 9 exons. The record is from RefSeq and is a predicted model, not a curated record. NCBI's taxonomy places the organism in Eukaryota, Metazoa, Chordata, Actinopteri, Scatophagidae. Bases 305 to 1558 code for a protein of 417 amino acids.
CACGCGCCCUGUCUGCCAGUGCCGUGUAUGUGCGCCUGCGCAGUGCAACCCAAACUGAGAAACUGAGACGAGGCUCGAGCCUCAGCAGCGCACAACAACCACCGGGGAGGAAAACGGACCAAAACACCGAACGACAACAGGGUCCAAGGUCCAUAUACGCACCGCGCCCCGCUGGACAUUCAACGGGAUAACAGUGGGAGAGAAGGCGGAAGGAGAGUGGAGGCUGGCGGGGGUCGGUAGACCGAGGACCUGCUUGUCUGUUCGCCUGCAGACGUUUGGAUGUAACAAGGACUGAGAGGACGAUAUGACGUCCCUAAGGUGGACUCGGCUCUCCAUCCCGUCGAUCCUUGUCAAGGUCCUGGUCCUGGUCCUGUCCCGCUCUGUGUCAGCAGCCCGCUCUGACAGGAACAUGGUGUCAGAGGAGUAUGUGGGCGCCACGGUGAACGCCACCGUGCUGGACGUACGAGGAAACACCAUCCACCAGAUGAGCAGCGAUGAUGGGACGUAUGGACAGAACUCUCCAAAAGUGGACACCAGGGGUGUCAUCAUCGCACCUGCACCGCAUCACGGAGUGGUGGACCGGCAGGGCUGCGACCCCAGCACUCGUUUCCUGGUUCCCCCUCGGGGUGUCCACUGGGUGGCGCUGCUGCAGAGAGGAAACUGCACCUUUAAAGAGAAGAUCUUGAAAGCGGCCGCCUACAACGCCACAGCCGUCCUCAUCUACAACAACUCUUCCGACAAAACGGUCAAGAUGGGACACGAAGGUACUGGUGACACUGUGGCAGUAAUGAUCACAGAGGCCUAUGGUAAAGAGAUCCUGGCUCACCUAGAGAGGAACCUGACGGUUCUGGUGUCUGUGGUGGUGGGUCAACGUGGUCCCACCAAAAACAUCAACCGUGGCUCACUGGUCUUCGUUUCCAUCUCCUUUAUUGUCCUCAUGAUCAUCUCCUCAGCUUGGCUAAUCUUCUACUUCAUCCAGAAGAUCCGCUACACCAGCGCCCGCGACCGCAGCCAGCGUCGUCUUGGUGAUGCAGCUAAGAAAGCCAUCGGCAAGUUGACCACAAGGACAGUGAAGAAAGGAGACAAGGAAACUGAUCCAGACUUUAACCACUGUGCGGUGUGUAUUGAAGCGUACCAGCUGAAUGAUGUGGUUCGCAUCCUGCCCUGCAAACAUGUCUUCCAUAAAAUGUGUGUGGACCCGUGGCUGAACGAGCACUGCACCUGUCCCAUGUGUAAACUCAACAUCCUCAAAGCUCUUGGCAUCAUGACCAGUCUUCCCUGCACGGACACUGUGGUGCUGGACGUUGAGCGUCUGGGUGUCAGUCAGGCAUCUGGCAGCCAGAGGGCGCUGCUGAGUGACAGCAACCAACCAUCCAUCAGCCUGGAACCGCUCAGCCCGCCCCACCCUGAGGCCACACCUACUGACAUCACCAUCGCCGUGACCAGUGGUGGUCACUUCUUCAACAGAAACUCGAUGUCUCCUCGCAGUGUUGUCUGUGAGAUGGAGUUGUCCGAUGUCCAGGCCUCCCUUGACUUAUAUGAUGACAACAAAUCCUGAGGCCCAUUUUCAUGGUUACCACCCCUCCCCACUCCACCACCACCGCCAUCUCCAUUUGCUGAUGGGCAGACAGCGUUUUAUGGAUGCAGGAAGUGUUAGAAGAGUGUUUCUUUUUGAACGGGGGAUAACAAGAAUGUGAAUGAACUUUUGAACUUUUAGUCAUUUAUCCCAUCAGACUUUCCUCAGUCAUGGAACAUGGACAGUCUGGAUCCUGGUCCCAAUUCAGACCUGGUAGCUCGACACAUAGCACACUUUGGAAAACUUGGAGCACUCAGAGCUGGUAGUCGAGUCAAAUUGUUUUAAACAUGUUAAUAAUUGAACUGAAUUCCAGAUCCAAGUGCAGCCCAGGAACCAGAACCUGAACUAGAUUCAUCUGGUAAAACUGAAAGUAAUAUUGUUUUCGUUGAAUUCCUAGAGAGGUUCAUGGAAAAGUUCUGGACACUCUAUAAAGCGCUCUUCUGUUCCUGGGAAAAGGCUCCUGGAAUAGUUCCUGAGCUCCUGAAAACCUCCUGAAAUGAUUUUCCUAAAAGAUUCCUGAGUUUCUGGAAAAAAUUAUGGGGCUCUUUGAAGGAUUCUGGAACAGUUCCUAAACUGUUCCUAUAUCAGGUUCCUGGAUUUCUAAAGAGGUUUUUUGGUUUUGAAAAUACUCCUCCUCCUCCCCCUGAGUGCCUAAAAGGUUUCUUAAAAAGUUUAGAGCGUUCCAAAGUUCCCGAGCUCCUAGAAAAAUUCCAGAGAUCCUCGUAAGGAAACUCCUAAACUCCUAAGGAGUUUCUUUGGAUUCCUUGACAGCUUCUUGGACUUCAUAAAGAGGUUCCUUGAAACAUUCAUUGGAUUUUUAAAAGUCUCUUGGAAAAGAGAUCCUAAAAAUGCCCUGGAAAAUCUUUCUGACUUUCAUUAACAUUUCCUGGAAAACUUCUUUAGCUCUUUAAAGGUCCUUGGUUUCCUGGAAGGGUUUCUUUGAAAAGUUCCUGAUUUCCUUAAAAAGGUCUUGGUGUUCUUAAAAGCAUCUGGAAACAUUUCUGAUCUAUGUAAAUGUUUCUGGGGUUUCUUGUUCCUAGGAAAGUUCCUGAGUGCCUAAAUGAUAACUGGAAAUGUUCUUAAGGUAUGAAAAAAGGGUACGUUCCUGGAAACAUUGCUAGGCUCUUCAAAAAGUUCCAUGGAUUCCUGGAAAUGUUCCUCAGUUCCUAAAAAUGUUUUUGGAAACAUUCCUAUAAAGAUUCCUGUAGUGGUUCUUGAGGCUUUAUAAAGGUUCCUGUCUUCCUAGAAAAUAUGAACCUAGAGGGACCUGAAAGCUUCAGGACCAAAACCAGAAAAAAAAGUCAGAGAAUCUGACCCAGAAAAAGCUGUCAGUUUUUUUCUGAUAUUCCACAUUUAAUCAGUCAUAUGUCAUAUGACAUUUGGAAUUCUUUAACCUGACCUUCUGAUUGGAUGAAGAUUACAUUGUUGACAGACUCUUCUGGACUUCGGGCAAAGUCUGGAGUCUGUUUGAAAACAUGGGCCUGGAUCAGAAAUACUCAACUAUAAAUACUGACUGAGCUGGUUCUUUUGUCAACAGUGAGACUGGAAGCAGGACCAGAGGAAGACCUGGACCCAUAUCCUCCCUAGAGACUCUGGAGGAACAGUUAUGUGAGCAGUGUUAACUCCCCUGUAGCAAAAAAGAAAAACAAACUCUCUCUGUAGAACAAAGAGACUUUAGAUUUUAAGGAACAGUCCAACAUUUUUGCAAACCUCUUGCUCUGUGUUCAGUAACACGGAGUUCCCCAUGGAGACAUCCUAGGCCCUCUGCUCUUCUAAUUAAACCUUAUGACUUAACAGGAUUCAACAUGUCUUUAACACUCUUGUUUUCUUCUCCAGUGUCAGAGAAGAACACAAGAAGCUUAGGAAAGCACAAAUACCGGAAGCAGCCAGAAAUGCAAACUCUAUCAAAGGGAAAAUUAAACUCCAACUAUCUCAAGCAUGACUGAUUUUUAAUACUCUUACUGAACUUCCUACUUAGCAGUCUGUUCUGUCAUCAGUUGGUUUAGUUGACUGUUGAGUCAACACAUCUGCAGACCUCACAUCUUGGGUCCCAAGGUCUGUGAGCCAAUGAGAACGGGGUCUCCUGGAGGCAAUUUGUUUUCCUAGCAUGGUAAUUUAAAGUUCCUCCUCUCAACAAAGGCUGACAUUAAAUCCUACAAGGUUAGAUUUUGGGGUAUGUUUUAAAAGGCUUGCUGUGAUUGAGUGAUUCCAUAGCCAUCCUAGGGAGAAAAUUAUCGCUUCCUGGAGUGAGGUGAGUGACUUCUUGUACUGUCACAAAUCGUGUUUUUACCCCAUUUUGUCCAGAAAUCGAGUUUUCAUUCGAAUGAAGCUCGAAUUUGAAACAGAGUUUUUAUAAAAUCAUACAACCAGAACUUGACCAAAUGCUUGCUUCCAUCCACUCCUUUGGUGUGACUAUGAAUUCACUGGAGAUAAACAGCCGGCCAUUAAAUCAUUCCAGAAGAUGAGGAUAUAACAAGGUGUGUGUAUGUGAGGAAGAUUACAGUCUUCCCAUGGCUCCACACAGAUCUGAUGUCUUAAGUUCUUUACUGGAAGUGAUGUUUAAGUUAAGUUUCAGGGUCGUCAUUGUUUAUUUUGUCUGUUUCUGUUUUUAUUCACACCUUACACAACAGAUAAUAAUUUUGAUACACAUGUACACUUUUAAUCUCCAGUGUUUCCACUCAUGGCUAUUAUUGUACAAACUAUUCUCUUGACCAAUUGUCUGGUCAGAAAACAGUAAAAACUGUCUGUGGCAUUUUUCUAAUGUCUCACGUCUUCAAAUGGCUUUGUUUGACCAACAGUCCAAAACACAGUGAUUCAGAUUAGUGGUAUAAAAGAGAGAAAAACACAAAACAUUAAGAAGCCGAAGCCAAAACGUUUUUGGUAUUUUGGCUUGAAAACUAACAAUAAUCAGGUGGACGUUAGCAUCACUGUUGCUGACACACAGCACGAAGUUAAAACUGUUUUAAACUAUGAAUGUUCCAUCUUGUUACACGAAGACAUUUAAAGGGAACGCCUACUAAAGUGACACACCUGCUUUCUCUCUUCCUACUGGCUCACAGCAGUGGAGUCCUCAGGUGUGACGACAUCUGUGAUGCUAACUGCUGUUCGUAUGUCUCCCGUUUGUGUUUCCUGAAGUGAUGGACUGCUCCUUUAAAGUGUAUUAAACAGCUUCUGAAGUAAUCAGUGUGUAAUAAUCAGCUCCGUUAAUGGGGCUCAAUAUAUAAACUGCAUUAUAUGAUCUAUAACCUGACAGACUGAUCAUUAUUGUCUCUGAAGUGACCUGAACACGUCCUGAUGGAAUCCUGAGGACCCGUCUGUCCUCCUCUGUCUGUCCUUGUCUCUGUGUCACAUGUUACUGAUGGUGAUGACAAUGGAGGAUGUGUGUGAUGCUUCAGUUCACUGUGUCUAUUACUGCCUCAACAUUAAAGUGUCAUUAUCGCCUUUA